Stylonychia lemnae is the source of this 1953-nucleotide messenger RNA. The record is from the annotation of a GenBank genome assembly. Lineage: Eukaryota; Ciliophora; Spirotrichea; Sporadotrichida; Oxytrichidae.
AUGGGAGUCGAGAGAAAAGAUGAUCAAAGUCAGUCUUCACAUCACAGUCAAGAGAAUUCUGACGGCAACUCUGAGUAAGAGUAGGAACAGCUAAACUCUAGCCAGAAAAUAGUAGAAAUCUUGUCAGAGGCAGAGGAUGAAAACGGGGAUGCCAUGGAGGGAGACGUUGACAGUGAAAUGGAUGAGAUGAAUCAAUUUGAAGAAGAAGAGAAAUGCACUUCGAAACUAGGGAAUGAAUUUGAGACUGAAAAAGCAAAGGAUGCAUUAUAUUUUGAGCUUGGAGAUCAUGUUGAUUGUCUUGAUAGUGUGAAUAAGUGGUGCAACGCUGAGAUAGUUUCUAAAAAAGGGAAUCAGGUAAAGGUUCACUUCACUGGUUGGCCAUAUAAAUAUGAUGAAUGGAUUGAGCAGAGCUCACAUAGGCUGCUGAAGCAAUGGAGGAGAAGUGACCCAUUCUAACUAUACAACAGACUUGAUGUCAGAGAUGUUAAAGGAAAAUGGCUUGAAGCUAACAUUGUUAAUAUCGUUCAAAAUGACUACAUCAAAGUUCACUUCAAAGGAUGGGCAUCUAAGUGGGAUGAGAUUAUCAGCAUUGAACCCUAAGAAAUCUAAAAUUUAAUAGAUGUCAAAUUUGCUGAGAUUGGUAAGUAUUCUGAUGGGUAUGGAGGGGCUAAAUUCGAGAAACUGAUGAAAAAAUAAGAUGCAAAUUUGGAUGAAUUUAAAAACGACAAUUUUAUAAAUACUGAUACGGAUAAGCAAAAAGAGCAAGAGGCUAUGCAGUAGAAAAUGAGGGAAAUAAAGGAAAAGGAAAAUAAUUUUAGAAGGAUUUUAGCAAUGAAAAACCUUAAAAUUAUAGAGAUGGAGGGCGAUGGCAAUUGUCUAUUCAGAGCAAUAUCAGACUAAAUCUAUGAUGGCGAUUAGUCUCAUCACAUGCUGAUCAGACAGGCAUGCAUGGACUACAUUCAACUUGAAAAGGAAUUCUUCGUUCAGUUCAUCAUAGGUGGAGCGCAGACCUUCGACUACUAUAUUCACAAAAAACGAUAGGACGGAGUAUGGGGUGAUGAUAUUGAGCUCUAAGCAAUGAGUGAGAUUUAUAAUCGUCCAAUUGAGAUUUAUGCUUACAGAUCUGAACCGCUUAGAACUUUUCACGAAGACUAGCAUCGAGACAAAGGAAUCAAGCCAAUGAGGUUAAGUUAUCAUGGGUCAGAGCAUUACAAUUCCAUUAGAGAAAUCAACUAAAUAGUCAGACCUAGAAACUAAAGACUCAUUGAUAUGGAAGAGGAGAAAAAUGAUGGGUCCUCACACAGUUCUUCUAAAGCACCAGGAUUCUUAGAAGAUUAGGCAAUUAGAUUAAGCAGAUUUCGGAAGAUGGGCUAGACUGAAAACUUAAACAGAUAGUUUAAGCAAAUCAAUACCAAUUAGACUAAUUCAGAAAAUACUUAGGAGUUGAUUAUGAGAUCUAGAUAGGAAUUUGAGUUGAGAGGUAAAAGAGAUAUGGAAGUGGCUUUGGUUGAAUCAUUGCAAAUUUAUGAGAAAGAAAUUAAAGAGCAAGAGGAAUAGCUACUGAGCAAUUCUAACAAUCAAUAUGAAGAGGAGUAGCUAGUGUAAAUCGCUUUAAAGGAGUCAAUCAAAGAUGAUGAUAAUAGAUUCUUGAUAUAAAACUAGCAAUUGCUUGAUAAUUUUGAGGAUAAUCAGCAGUCUGAAAAUGAGGAAGAAAUGCUUUUAAAGGCUUUGGCAAUGAGUACUGCUGAUAAUAAUAAUAAUAAUAAUUCAAUCCAAGAUUAGAUUAUUCAGUAGUAGGAACCUGUAGACUAAGACUCUAAAUAUGAAGAGAUAAUUUAGAUAGCUCUGGAGUAUGGGUUUGACGCUGAAUAAGCAGUCUAGGCAAUUUCAAUAAUGGGCACUAGCAAUCCUGAUAUGGUAAUCAAUUUCUUGCUUUCACAGAGCCACUUUUGA